Messenger RNA from Podospora anserina S mat+, 2124 nucleotides. RefSeq lists its product as uncharacterized. The transcript is spliced from 2 exons. NCBI's taxonomy places the organism in Eukaryota, Fungi, Ascomycota, Sordariomycetes, Sordariales, Podosporaceae. The coding region runs from base 1 to 2124 and encodes 707 amino acids. Gene Ontology annotation, biological process: carbohydrate metabolic process. The record is from RefSeq and is a predicted model, not a curated record.
AUGCGAGCUCUCCAUCUUAUCGUUGCCUUCUUUUGCCUGGCUGAGGCAAAGGGGAUUUCUGUUGAGCAAAGACGCAAAGUAGUGCAGUCCUUCAGUGUACGCCGAAAUGCAAGUUCUGAUACAACUCCGUUGCAAGUCGGAAAUGGAAACUUUGCCUUCGGGGCCGACAUUACCGGGCUCCAAACCUUCAAGCCCUUUGCUAUCAUGAACACUUGGGGAUGGCACAACUUCAGCCUUCCCACCACCCCAGGGCAGACUGCUGUAGAAGACUACACCGGCUUGGAAUGGUGGACGCAUGGAAGACUGGUCCGCUAUGAACAGCCAAACCCAGCCCAAAACGACAUCUCGAACUGGCUGAGAGAGAACCCUCAUAGACUCAACCUCGCCAAUGUCGGACUACACUUUGGUGGUCAUGAUGUUGUCGAAAGUGAUCUGGAGGAAAAGACCCAGGAGCUAGACAUGUGGUCGGGAAGACUGACCUCAUCUUCCAGAUUCAAUGGGUCAAAGAUUGUAGUUCAGACAUGGGCCGAUUCGGACUCUGACACUGUUGCUGUUCAGGUUCAGUCAUCACUCUUGAAAAGGGGAGAUCUUGGUCUAUUUCUGGACUUUCCCUACCCAGACAAGGAAAAGUUCAAUGCUCCUUUUGUUGGACACUUCAAUCUAGCCUCCAAACACAAAACGACUUGGAAGCAGCUUUCGCCUCAAAGUGCCCAGAUCAAGCACACGUUGGACGGCACCACAUACUAUACGCUGAUUCAGUGGGAAGGCAGUGAAGCAACCAUCACCGGACCCCUGGACGGAACUCAUCGCUACGUCCUCGCCCCUAAAUCAUCCUCCAAGAUCCAACUCGUCAUCUCCUUCUCACCGACACCCAACUUUUCCAGCAAGAAAGCCAGCUACCGGCAAAUCACUACCGCCUCUCGCAACUGGUGGAAAAACUACUGGACCAAAGGCGCCUUCAUCGACCUCACCCCCGUCCACUCCGACCCCCGCGCCCUCGAACUCCAACGCCGCAUCAUCCACUCCCAAUACCUCACAGCAGUCAACUCAGCCUCCGAUUUCCCCCCGCAAGAAUCCGGCCUAGUCAACAACGGCUGGCACGGCAAAUUCCACCUCGAGAUGAACCUCUGGCACACCCUCCCCUUCGCCCGCUGGAACCACCUUGACCUCUUCCACCGCUCCCUCCCCCACCUCUACAACCAACUCCUCCCCUCCAGCCUCUCCCGCGCAGAAAAGCAAGGCUACAACGGAGCCCGCUGGGGUAAAAUGACCGACCCCCUCACCAGCCGGUCAUCCCCGGGGGAAAUAAACUCCCUCCUCAUCUGGCAGCAGCCUCACCCAAUGUUUUUUGCGGAGACAGACUACCUUUCCCACCCCAACAACCUCACCACCCUCCAGAAAUGGGACGCCAUCCUGACAGAAACGGCGAAUUUCAUGGCGGACUUUGCCUGGUUCAACUCCUCCACCAAAGUCUACGACCUCGGCCCUCCGUUGUAUCCCGUGUCGGAGAAUACCAACCCUAAUAUCACCCUCAACCCUACUUUUGAGCUCGCCUACUGGAGGUUUGGUCUUGAUGUUGCGACGAAGUGGAAAGCGAGACUGAACCAGACGUCGCCAGAGAUUUGGGGUAUUGUCAGGGAUAAUUUAGCUCCCCUGCCAGUCGUCAACAACACUUACGCUACUUAUGAAGGGAUCCCAAACAUGUGGAUUGCCGCAGAGACAACGUUUGACCACCCUGCUCAGGCUGGGAUAUUUGGUCUCCUUCCCCCGUCACCGCAGGUGGACCUCACGGUAGUCAACAACACGGCUCGCAAGAUCAAGGAGACGUGGAGACUGAAUGAGAGCUACGGGUGGGAUUUCGCAAUGUUGGCUAUGAAUUCCCUGAGACUGGGGGAUGUAGAGCAGGCGGUGGAGUAUCUACUUCAUCCCAUCUUCAAAUUUGAUGAUGCUGGCUACGCGGUGGGAGGGGAGAGGGUGCCCACCCCGUAUUUUCCCAACAGUGCUGGACUGCUGAUGGCGGUGGGGAUGAUGGCUGGGGGUUGGGUGGAUGAUGAGGGGGUGAAGUUGCCUGAGCAAUGGGUUAGGGAGGGGGCGAGAGCUGAGGGGUUCGUGGUUGCUUUGUGA